CCCUCCGGCGAACAAGGGGGCGCUGAGCUCCAUGUCGCUGACUCUUCAGCUACCGCUAGCUCAGCGCUAGCCUGGCGCUAACAACAACAAGAACAUCAACGUUAGGAUUAAAUUAAGAUUAAAUGUUUACGUUGUCUGAGUGCUGUGUUUGGAACUACUUUACUGGGAAGUACGCUUAGCCUAGCUUAGCACACCGGUGGUCAAGCUGGCCAUGUCCAGAGUCCCGAGCCCCCCUCCCCCUGCCGACAUGUCCAGUGGGCCGGUGGCCGAGUCCUGGUGCUACACACAGAUCAAAGUGGUGAAGUUCUCCUACAUGUGGACCAUCAACAACUUCAGCUUCUGUCGUGAGGAGAUGGGAGAGGUCAUCAAGAGCUCCACCUUCUCCUCCGGGGCUAACGAUAAACUGAAAUGGUGUUUGCGAGUUAACCCUAAGGGAUUGGACGAGGAGAGUAAGGACUACCUGUCUCUCUACCUGCUGCUCGUGAGCUGUCCGAAGGCGGAGGUCCGUGCCAAGUUCAAGUUUUCAAUCCUCAACGCCAAAGGGGAGGAGACCAAGGCUAUGGAAAGCCAGCGAGCGUACCGCUUCGUGCAGGGUAAAGACUGGGGUUUCAAGAAGUUCAUCCGGCGAGACUUUCUAUUGGACGAAGCCAACGGUCUUCUGCCCGACGACAAGCUCACCCUGUUCUGUGAGGUGAGUGUGGUGCAGGACUCGGUGAACAUCUCUGGCCAGAACACCAUGAACAUGGUGAAGGUGCCAGACUGCCGGCUGGCGGAGGAGCUGGGAGGCCUGUGGGAGAACUCCAGGUUCACCGACUGCUCGCUCUGCGUCGCGGGGCAGGAGUUCCAGGCGCACAAAGCCAUCCUGGCAGCUCGGUCGCCCGUGUUCAGUGCCAUGUUUGAACAUGAGAUGGAGGAGAGUAAAAAGAACCGUGUGGAGAUCAACGAUGUUGAGCCGGAGGUCUUCAAAGAGAUGAUGUGCUUCAUUUACACUGACAAAGCUCCCAACCUGGACAAGAUGGCUGAUGACCUGCUAGCUGCAGCUGACAAGUACGCCCUGGAGAGGUUAAAGGUCAUGUGUGAGGAUGCGUUGUGCAGCAGUCUGUCGGUGGAGAACGCAGCCGACGUCCUGAUCCUCGCAGAUCUACACAGUGCUGAUCAGCUGAAGACCCAGGCUGUAGACUUCAUAAACUACCAUGCUGCGGAGGUGAUGGAGACGGCUGGCUGGCGGUCCAUGGUGGCGUCCCACCCCCACCUGGUGGCCGAGGCGUACCGCUCCCUGGCCUCCGCCCAGUGCCCCUUCCUAGGCCCGCCCCGCAAGCGCCUCAAGCAGUCCUAACACACACACACACACACACACACACACACACACACACACACACACACACACACCCGCUGCCGAAGGGCCCUCCUCCUGGACAGAACGUUAACCACCACCAAGAACUAGUUGGUACUAGUCAUCUAACUAGAACAGCUAGUUAAGUCAUUACAAGCUAGUUAGAUCUAACCCACUAAAUCGAUCCCAGACAGAUAUUUACACCAUAGCUGGCUAGGUAGAUAUAGACCAACUAGUUAGAGACUAACCAGCUAGUUAGCUCUAGACCCACAUGUUACAUCCUAACAAGCGAGUUAGAUCUAGUCAAACUAGUUGGGUAUGACCAACUUCUUAGAUCCUAGCCAGCUAGCUAGAUCCUAGCCUACCAGUUCGAUGCUAAACCAGCUAGUUAGAACCAGACCAGCUCGUUAGAUCCUCACCAGCUAGUAAGAUGCUAACCAGCUCUCAAGUACCUUUCCCAGCUGGUUAGAUCCUAACCAGCUGGUUAGGAUCUAACCAUCUGGUUAGGAUCUAACCAGCUGGUUAGCCUUGGAGCGGGAUUGGAGGGGAGGGAGAAAUCUUCAGGAGUAGGAGUAGUAGAGUAGAGUAGUAGUUAUCUCCAUGUUGGACUGUUCUCUUGGUGAAUGGGUUUUGAGAAUCCUGAAAGACACCAAGACCUGCUAGUAGGACUGCAAGAUCUACUAGUAGGACUACAAUACCUACUACUAGGACUACAAACGCUACUAAUAGGACUACAAGACCAUCUAGUAGGAGUAUAGGACCUACCAGGACUCCAAGCCCUAGUAGGACGCCCAAGAACUACUCGGGGGACUACAAGACCCUCUACUAAAACUACAAGAACUACUGGUAGGACUACAAGAACUACUAGUAGGACUCCGAGACCUGCUACCAGGACUACAAGACCCGCUAGCAGGACUUCAAUCCGUGAGGAGCCUGAAGGAGAGCCUGGACAGCCACCCACUGACAAAGCUACAGCUGGCCAGCGACCUAGCUAACAAGCCAUUCCCUUGGCCUGGAAACCGUUUAUGACGUCAUGUUGUUAGUGACCUCUGCUUUGUCCUUGUAAUUAUUUUCAUAUCGAUUUGUACAAGCUGAUGGAGGCUCUGUAAACCAAAUGUCAAUUGUAAAGUGUAGCCGGACAUUUCUGGACAGGAUCGAAGACUGGGAGAAUUGAAUUUGAACACGUUUUAAUGUUCCGAAACCCUCCUCUGUGGAAAGACUGUUAGCUCCCUUUAUGAUGGCCGUGACGAUUCGUUGUUGCCAUAUUUGUUCAAAAAGGAAUAAAUCACAGCUAUUUUGUAUUUAAUGCAAAGCAGA
Molecule: messenger RNA, 2650 nt
Organism: Gadus morhua (Atlantic cod)
Lineage: Eukaryota; Metazoa; Chordata; Actinopteri; Gadiformes; Gadidae
Gene: spop
Product: speckle type BTB/POZ protein
Exons: 10
Coding region: 212-1336 (374 amino acids)
Molecular function (GO): protein binding
Source: RefSeq, a predicted model, not a curated record